AAGAAUCGAUUAUAACGAUAAUCGCUUCUCUCCCAUAACUCUCUCUCUCUCUCUCUAGUUUUUUUUUUUUUUUUUUCACCUUGGCUCCAUGGUUCCGAAGCUCACACUAGCGGCACCUCAUGAAGCCGAAAACCAAAUCGAACUAUCUCUGAAACAAUCCUUUGAGUCUCUAGAACCUUCUUUGAAACCACCCUUCUCUUUAACCAUUCCAAAACCCGAUGAAUACACUCAACUGAAUCAUGCAAUCCUUCACGCCAUUCUCACCCAACCCCAAUUCGCCAAAACCCACAUUAAGCACUUACACGCCGUUGUAACUGACGGUUAUGCCACCUUCGUCAAUUUGCUCCUCAAAAUCAUCCACCACCUCUACCCGAAGCUCCUUGGUUCGGUGAAAAACCAGUUGCUUUGGGUCACCAAUGAAAUGGUUCGUGUCUCGGGGAUUGGUUAUGAUGCUCUAUUGAUUUCCCUUAUGAGGCAUAUCGUUGGUGGUGAUUUCAGUGAUGAUAAUUUGUGGCUUUGUACUAAAUUGGUGACCCUUUUGUUGGAUAAAUGGGAUUCUUUGUUGGAAGAAGCAUCCCAUGUUUUGUGCAGUGGUUUGUAUGUGUUUCUUCGUGUUUUGGCUGAUCAUUGUAGGCUUAACGGUGAAAAGUUUGAGUCUUUGAAACAUUUGGAGGUUAAUUUUUGUGUGAAGAUAGUGAGGGAAGAGUUUCACUUGUGCUUGAAAAUUGGGAGGGAUUUUAUUCGGUUGUUGCAGGAUUUAGUUCAUGUUCCGGAGUUUAAGUCUAUAUGGAAAGAUCUAAUGUUGAAUCCAACUAGGUUUAAUACUUUAGGGUUUAGUAGUGUUUCUCAGAUUUAUUGUACUAGGACUUCGAGUAGGUAUGCUUUGCUUAGGAUCACUCCUGAAAUGGAGACUCAAUUGCGGUUUUUGCUUACUCAUGUGAAAUUCGGGCAUCAAAAGAGGCAUUUAAUGUGGUUUGCUAGGAAGUUUCUAAGUGAGCUUGAUAAAGAGACUGUUAUAGUUGACAUAGUUAGGUUUAUAUGUUGUGCACACCAUCCCCCAAAUGAGAUUAUUCAGUCGGACGUGAUUCCUAGAUGGGCUGUUAUUGGUUGGCUUUUGACAACUUUUAGGAGGAAGAAUUAUAUCGAGGCUAAUGCGAAACUAGCUUUGUUUUAUGACUGGCUCUUUUUUGAUGAAAGGAUGGACAAUAUCAUGAAUAUAGAGCCUGCUAUUUUGUUGAUGGUGCAUUCUAUUCCCCAAUAUGUGGAAAUGACCAACACUCUUCUUGAGUUUUUGUUACUUCUUUUGGACAACUAUGAUAUGGAACAUAAGGAUAUCAUUGUUAAAGGUGUUUCAUCGGCUUUUCGAUUGCUUGAAAGCAAAGGCGUGAUUCAGUCGCUUGAUGUUUUGACUUCUUGUCCUACAUUGUCCCCUUCUCUAAAAGAGAGAUUGAGUAAGCUAUUAUUAUCAUGUGGAAUUGGAAAGCUUGGAAGUUCUAAAGAAUCUCUACCAGUACCGAUUCAGCCAGGGCAACAAAUGGUGUAAUUUCUGUGAAGUUUAUAUAUCAAACCAUACUUGCAUCACUGGUUUUAAAUAACUCGUGAGCUUAGCCGAUGCUACAAGAACAAUGUCAAGAAGAGGUGAUAGUACCAGCUGUAAGUGUGUUCAAGAACCAAUUGUGUUUUUGUAGAUGAAGUGCUCCAUGUCUAGUGAGUACUAGUAAUAGCUAAACCGAACUAUACCUUAUUGAUGGCCAGGACAAUUUUCUAAAAUGAAUUAUUGAAAAAUCUUAUAAUUUUAUUAUAUCGAAAGAUUAUAGACUUAGUGUAUUUGAUGAGGCCAAAGCACAUAUGUUUAUCAUUCUAUGAUUUCCUAGUCUUCGAAAUUCUUUAACCAUGGCUCUUUGUAAAACCAUAAAGAAGAAAUGAGUGAGAAAAAAGAAAGCAUUGAAUAUGGGAGAAAUCAUUUUCAGUAUCAUAAUGAUUCUCAGGAUGGGCAAUAUCAUGAACAUAGAGCCUGCUAUUUUGUUGAUGGUGUAUUCUAUUCCCCAAAUACGUGGAAGUGACCAACACUCUUCUUGAGUUUUUGUUACUUCUUUUAGAAAACUAUGAUAUGGAACAUAAAGGAUAUCAUUGUUAAAGGUGUUUCACCGGCUUUUCGAUUGCUUGAAAGCAAAUGCAUGAUUCAGUCAAGGAUUGAGGAAGCUUGGAAGUUCUAAAGGAUUUCUGCCAAGUAUGUUCUAUUCUACCAUGGUUUCCUUCAAGUUUCUCAACUUUGUCUUUAUUCUAAAUCUAAUUUAAGGUAGCUAUGAAUAUUAUAGGAGUAUGUAGCAAGCAGUGCACGCAUAUUAAGUCCCCUUUCUUAUAAAUUCAAUUGCAAAUUAUGAUAUUAUAGGAGUAUAUAUUUUUUCCAUUAGAAAAUGUAUGUAGCAAUCUUUUGUCUGUAUUUCUAUUGCUCUUUGUUAAGAAAUGGCUGUUCAGUUGGGAAUAGAGAGUUCGCAAAUGAAAUAACUAGAUGCAUUUUUUAAGUGUGAUAAUCAGUUUCAUGUGCAGUGUGGACGUCUAGUGCAUUGAUAUUAGUAUUAGAGACCAAAUAGCAGCUACAGCUAGCUAAUCCGUUACUAUAUGAGUUUAAAAAUUGCGGUACUAUUGUCAACAGUAUCUCCGUGCAAGAUUUCUCUUUGACCUAUGAUCCAGAUUAAUAUUUCGCAUCAUAAUCUCUGAAAAUAGAUUUCAGUUUUGUUUCAUAUUCUACUGAUUUGAAUCCAGAAAUGUUGCCAUAUCACCCUCCUCCCUCUUGUCUUGAUGUGACACAUUUCACUGGUUUGAAUGUUCUCUAACUUUUUUCUAGUCUUUGGAUUUUAAAUUUUUUAAUUAAUGUUGCAAGAAGAGUAAUUUGGAUAUAACUAACAGUGUGAAGCUACUUUUCACAAAUUUUUUUUACCUGUUUUUAACUCAAGUAUCAUGAGAUUUAUCUUUUUGAAUAUCACUUGACUUCUUGAGCAUCAUUAGCAUGAAGCUUUACGCAAAUUGGUUGAUGCAGUUAUCACUAUAAGAAGCUUAGUCAGUUAGUUGAGGUUGACUUUCAAACACCAUUAUAUAUUCAAUCAAUGGUUAUCUAGAAACCAUUUUCCCAUGUGUAAACCAUAUGUGUAUGGAUAAUUUGUCUUGAAAGAGCUUUUACUUGUGCGUGAUUAAUUAAUUUAGUUAAAAAUGAGCAAUAAUAGAUCUGAUCUGAUGAUGCCUUUUAAACUUUUACUGAACUGUAUCAUCGGUUUCUUUUUGUUUUGCAUUUUGAAGAGUUGGAUUUUGUUCUUUAUUUGAUUGAUUUACCCUUUUUGUUGUUUUCAGUACUGAGUCAGCCAGGGCUGCAAAUGGUGUAAUUUCUGCAAAAACUAUGUAUCAAGAAACACUUACAAAAGGAAUGUUACCAAAUGGCUGGCUGCUAUGAGAAAAGAGAAUGCUGCUAAACAAAAUACUGCUAAGGAAACAACUCUAUGCUUAGGGAGUAUUGUGAUAGAACCAGCUGAGUAAGUAUUGAAAGUAAAACUACAUAUUGAUAGAACAGAAGGAAAACAGUCCUCACAAUGUCUUCAGGAACCAUGCCUAGAGAGUAUUGAUAAAUAAACAUUAGUUAGGGAACAUGGCAUUUGUAGCAAUAGGCUUGCAUGAUAAGCCAAAGAAUGACACAAUUCUUUAUCUUAUGAUUGUGAGAAUUUUGUGAUUAGAUAAUUAUUCCAACUUUAAUGUGUUUGUGUGAGAGAAUAUCACAAGAGCUUAUGAGCUCCUAUAAGCAGAUUUUCAUAAUCUCUACUACCAAGCUUAUGAUUCUUGUAAUAUUCUAAUUUUGUCUAGGCAAAUAAAAAAAAUAAAAAAAUAAGUGAUAAUUAUAUAUUACAUAUUACAUUUAUCAUAUUUUUGAAGCUCUUCAUAAAACCUAAAAUCCAAAAUAUGCUUUUAUUUCAAUUAUUAAUCUUUAAUUUGUCCUAUUGUGAAACUAAUUUGUCCUAUGGUCAAACAUUUGACCUGCUCCUGCAUUAGACACAAGCCAAGCUAGUACCACCCCAAAUGGAAAAUUACAGAAACACUUUAGUAAAGAAAGAUAGCAGCAAGUAGCAAGUAGCAACAUAUCUUACACGGAAAGGGAAAUGACAUAAAAGCUAAACCGUAGCAUAGGAUACUUUGAGGCAUUGACCAUUCAACAUAAAGGAUCUUAACCUAAUUUUGGAGUAUAAAUAGAAUGAAAAAUUCAGAGGCUGCUGGAGAGAAGAGAAGAGAAGAGAAAAGCAAAAAA
Messenger RNA from Trifolium pratense (red clover), 4291 nucleotides. RefSeq names its product integrator complex subunit 3. The transcript has 2 exons. Gene Ontology annotation, cellular component: cytoplasm. Lineage: Eukaryota; Viridiplantae; Streptophyta; Magnoliopsida; Fabales; Fabaceae. The coding region runs from base 89 to 1543 and encodes 484 amino acids. The record is from RefSeq and is a predicted model, not a curated record.